Vanessa atalanta (red admiral) is the source of this 992-nucleotide messenger RNA. RefSeq names its product U6 snRNA-associated Sm-like protein LSm1 (gene LSm1). Gene Ontology annotation, cellular component: Lsm1-7-Pat1 complex; P-body. The record is from RefSeq and is a predicted model, not a curated record. The transcript has 3 exons. Gene Ontology annotation, biological process: deadenylation-dependent decapping of nuclear-transcribed mRNA. Lineage: Eukaryota; Metazoa; Arthropoda; Insecta; Lepidoptera; Nymphalidae. Gene Ontology annotation, molecular function: RNA cap binding. The coding region runs from base 127 to 543 and encodes 138 amino acids.
CUCAACUACUCAGUCAGUGGUCACUUGUCAAUUGUCAUACUUAACCGGGUAGGAAAUUGGAAUACAUUUUUGCUAAUGUUUCUAUAAAUUUUAUUUAUUGCAUUUAUUCUAAAAUAAAGAAUCAGGAUGUCAAAUAAUGUUAAUCCACUAGCAGGAACAGCACAUUUGUUGGACGAAUUGGACAAGAAACUCAUGGUGUUGCUGCGCGAUGGCAGGACAUUAAUCGGCUAUUUACGCUGCGUGGAUCAGUUUGCAAAUUUAGUUUUACACAAGACAAUAGAAAGGAUUCACGUCGGCCGGGAAUACGGUGAUAUUCCGCGAGGUAUAUUUAUUGUUAGAGGAGAAAAUGUUGUCCUAUUAGGUGAAAUUGAUAAGGAUAAAGAAGAUAGUCUGCCAUUGACGGAAGUAUCAGUUGAUGAUAUCCUAGAUGCUCAAAGAAGAGAACAAGAUGCUAAAAUAGAACAACAGAAAUUACUUUCAAAAGCGCUCAAAGAAAGGGGACUUAAUUUAUUAGCCGACUUGGGUCAUGAUGACAUGUUUUGAUAUAUAUAACUACAACAAAUCAUUACUCAACACCGAAAUAUCUUACUGUGCUAGAGGUUAAGAUCUAAAAUUUUUAAUAUAAAUUUAAUGAAUUUGAGUUACAACUUUUUCUUACUUUAUUUUUCUAUCAAUAAUUGUUCCUUUAAGAGUAUCUGUUCAUUAAAUUUAAAUAUAUUUUGCCUUUUUCAACAUCAUACUUUAACAAAUUAUAUGUGGUUCUGCUGUGGUGGAAUGGAGCCCAAAAGAAAAGAAUUGUCAAUGAGGGUCAGGUAGGUUUACUGUUCACAAAAAGUACUACUUAAAGGUGGCCAAGAAACUAUGAUUAUUAUUGAGGAUGAUCAUACUAACUUAUACAUCAUAAUAACUUGCUAUGGAAAUUUUAUCUUUAAAUCGAAAAAUAUUCGAUUUUGGAUUUGAGUGUUGUAUAUAAAUAAAGAAAUAUAUUCAAA